CUAGACCCGCUUGACCUACUGAGCCACCCGGGUUGAGCUACUGGAGCCAACCGGAGGGGAAGCGGUGGUCGACCAAUCAGAGACAGAGAAAGGUUUGGUUCAGAAAAUAACCUGCACAGAAAGAGGAAGUCCUCGCCUAUAUAGAGAGCUGUAUUUCAUUCUCAGACAGUCAGCAGCAAAACAACAUGGGGGUCACCGCUCUGUGCUUCAGACUGUUGAUGCUUGAAUUCACUCUGCUGAACAGUUAUACUCUGAAAAGUGAUGCAGCUUUUCUUCGUGUCACUCCAAACAGACUGCAACACUUCGAACACAACUCUGUUACUUUUGACUGUAAGGGAUCUGAUGGCUCGACUCAUUUGAGAGUGAUCAGGAAUACUCAGGAAUCUGAUGUAAAAUGUGAUACUAAGACGCCAACAGGGUCCUGCACCAUUAAGAGAGUUUAUCGAUCAGAUGGCGGAGAGUUCUGGUGUGAGACUGAAGGAGGAGAGAGGAGCAACAGUGUCAACAUCUCCGUCACCGCUGGAGAUGUGAUCAUGGAGAUUCCUGCUCUUCCUGUGACGGAGGGAGACGAUGUGACUCUGAGCUGCAGAAGUAAGACGACUUCGUCCUCCAACCUCCCGGCCGGUUUCUACAGAGGUGGCAAACUCGUGCAGAGCAGUUCAGCCAGGGAGAUGACCAUCCACAAUGUUUCCAAGUCUGACGAAGGCGUCUACAACUGCCGCAUCUCUGGAGUUGGAGAUUCACCAGGAAGCUGGCUGGCUGUCAGAGAGCUCCUCUCCGAAAACGACGACUCCGACGACUCCAACUCCGACUCCGACGGCUCUCAGCUCCUCAUCCUGCUGUCGGUCGUCGUCGUCACCAUUUUAAUGGCGGUUCUGAUGCUGGUGGUGGUGGGAGUCCUUCAUAUGAGGAUACACAGAGUUUCCUCAAAGACGCCAACAGCAGCGUCACUCUCAGACGAGGACAGUCAUAAUGUCUAUGGAGAGGACGCUGCAGAGGAUCUAGACGACGUGACGUAUGCAGUCGUCGUCACAAAACCCAGAAAAAACAAAGAUGAUGACGAUGAUGAAUCCUCACUUCAACCUGUUUACUCUACUUUGACGAUGAGUAAAACUCCACAUGAUCUCCAACAGGAAUCCGGAUUAUUAAACUCUGCAGCGACUCCGAGGUCCACAGCAGCCGAACACUCAGAGCAGGAACCUCUCUACGCUCCGGUCCUGAAGAAGAGAUGAAGGUUUGCAGGACACCGAAGCCUUGAAGACGCCGACCUGGAGUGACGACAUCUCUAGUCAACUGAAUGACUUGAGGCUGAGCUCUACAAUUUCUUUUAUUUGCUAAACUGUUGAAACACACAACUGUGGUUUCACUUACUUCACUCAGUGACCCAGUUAGAGGCCACAUAGAGCAGAGACAUCUGACUGAAGAAGAUUCCGUGUUAAUGUGUGAAAGAGAAGAAGAAACAUUAAUAAUGUUGAAUGUGCAGCUUUGUGUUCAAUGGAUUUGUGUAUUUUUUCAACUCAGCAACAAAAACAUGUUAUCCAAUAAUCAGCCAGCAGCUACAUGAAACCUUUCAUAUGUCAACAUGUUGUAUUUGUGUCUUCUGUUCACUCUGUAACAAAACACAAGUCAUUAACUUAUAAAUAUAGCUACACUUUCCAUUUACACUUGCACUUUGUGAAGCUUUAAACUGAAUUCAAAACAAAAGAUGGCAGAUUUUGUAUAUUAGAAAUAAAGAGAGUAUAGUGUUUGUGCAUUUAUUAGUCCUGUUUUAACUGUUCAUCUGGACGAUGUGAUCAGUCAGUACAGCAGCAACAGUUUACUUUUAUUGCGGUGUAACAGUGAAACCUCGUCG
Messenger RNA from Sebastes umbrosus (honeycomb rockfish), 1852 nucleotides. RefSeq lists its product as uncharacterized. The transcript has 10 exons. Gene Ontology annotation, molecular function: transmembrane signaling receptor activity. The record is from RefSeq and is a predicted model, not a curated record. Bases 186 to 1232 code for a protein of 348 amino acids. Gene Ontology annotation, biological process: cell surface receptor signaling pathway. Lineage: Eukaryota; Metazoa; Chordata; Actinopteri; Perciformes; Sebastidae.